Syngnathus typhle (broad-nosed pipefish) is the source of this 3380-nucleotide messenger RNA. Its product is annotated as zinc finger protein 250-like. The coding region runs from base 380 to 2473 and encodes 697 amino acids. Gene Ontology annotation, cellular component: nucleus. The transcript has 7 exons. NCBI's taxonomy places the organism in Eukaryota, Metazoa, Chordata, Actinopteri, Syngnathiformes, Syngnathidae. The record is from RefSeq and is a predicted model, not a curated record.
UUUUAUUGUGUAAUGGGAAAAAAUAUAAACCGGAAGUUCCCGCGGUGCUAUUUCUCGGGCUAAGUAAGCGGAAAAGAUCUCAACACCAAUUUUUAUUAGAUUGAGCAAUGCCAUUAGUAGAAAUACCCAAUUGGUAGUUAUUUUAAUACUUGGAAUGGAGAAGAUGUGGGUUAAAAGUAGAAGAAUUGUGUGGCAUAUUCAAUGAAACCUUUUUGUGGAGGACUACUUUUUUUUUUUACCCCGGGGGAAGACAUUUACGCUCAGAUUCACACUCCCUUUCGAACAAAGCAUCCUCCCUUUUGAGGUGUCCUUGAGCUUCACAAUGGAUGACUUCCAGCAAGGAGGCAGUGGUCGAGAAUGGGCCUGCCAAGAUACGUAGAUGGGCUCGGAGAGUCCUGAUUGCUUUGGACGGUCCGUGAGCACAAUGACCGAAGAGGAACAACAGCAGCAGCAGCAAGAUAUCGGUUGCCUGAUCAACUCUGACGGUGAAGAAGUGGAUUUGUCUGAUCUCCGAGAGAGUGGCAGCCCGGGCAGCGGAGCCACAGAACCCCCCUCCACGGCGUUCCAUCAGAGCGAGAAUGAAAAGCCGGCCUCGUUCCACACCUGCUCCGUAUGCGGCAAAGACUUCCCUUACGCCUCCAAACUCCAGCGCCACCUUCGUACGCACUCGGGAGAGAGGCCUUUCCCGUGCUCCAUGUGCGACAAGAGAUUCCCCGAGAAAGGUCUGCUUAUGAUCCACGAGCGGGUCCACACGGGAGAAAAGCCCUUUCCGUGCACUUUCUGCGAGAAACGCUUUGCCAGCCAGGGUGAGCUGCGACUCCACCGGAGGACGCACACGGGCGAGAGACCGUACCACUGCUCCAUCUGCUUGAAGAGCUUCUCUCGCCACUGGCACCUCAAAACGCACCUGGACGCCAUGCACUCCGAGGUGGUCGCCGGCUUCACCAGAAAGAAGUUCCCGUGCUCGGAUUGCGACAAGAGCUGCAACUCCGCCGCCGAGCUGCGGGAUCACCAGAGGACUCACACGGGCGAGCGGCCCUAUCAGUGCUCCUUCUGCGAUAAGAGGUUUGCUCUGUCGGGUACGCUGGUGCGCCACGAGCGGCUCCACACCGGAAUCACGCCCUACCACUGCUUGGACUGCGGCAAGACUUUUGCGCAACAGUGGACGCUGACUACGCACAUGCGCACGCACAGGGGGGAAAAGCCGUACAGCUGCACGCAGUGCGACAAGUCGUUCGUGGCGCCCGGCGAGCUCAGGAGGCACACUCGGAUACAUACGGGGGAGAAGCCGUACAUGUGCGGCGACUGCGGGAGACACUUCUCGUUGGCCGGGACCCUAAGGAACCACAGGAAGUCUUGCGCGCAGAUUAAAUAUGGAGCAUCUGAGGUUGAAACCGCAGCGGGAGAGUCAUCUGAGCGAGACCUGGAGGUCGACAACGUCAGCACUGAGGUGUCUGUCAUUCAAACUGCACCAAGCAUUCAGGCCUCCGCCACCUUCUCCUCGUCGUCCUCCUCUUCCUCCUCCUCCUCAGAGGAGGUCAACUGUGACCAAGCGGCCGAGGUUGAAAAUAACUCGGAUGAGGCGGAGGCGAAGGACGUUUCCAGCCCGCACAUGAGCGUAGUCGUGAAAGAGGAGGAAGAGGAGGAACCCUUGUGCGAUGAAGCGCUGGCUACAGAAUGUCCUGCCGUGGACAGAAAUAGAAAUGUACCUUCCCUGAAGGAGGAAAUAGAAGACGACGAUGAUGUUAUCAACACACCUCCAAAGGACGGUGAGGAUGCAUCAGGCGGAAUCGUCUCGCCGACCUCCCAGGUGAAGGACCAGCCUAAGAACAACAAGAUCACAAGCUCGUACUGCUGCGGCUUAUGCGGCAGAGACUGCCACAAGAUGUCGGCGCUGCAAAUCCACAUGCGCAUCCACUCGGGCGAGAAACCUUACCAGUGCGCCCUGUGCGGAAAGCAGUUCACCCAGAAGGGUCAGCUCAAAGGCCACCAGAAAGUCCACACAGGAGAGAAACCCUUUGCCUGCCCCGAGUGCGGCAAGUGCUUCGCCCACUCGGGCGCCAUGAACCGACACCGGCUUACGCACACGGGCGAGAAACCCUACCACUGCUCCAUGUGCGAGCGCAGCUUCAACCAGUCGGGGCGCUUGCGGGAACACGAGAAAACCCAUUUCGGGGACAAGCUGAACUGCCCCGAGUGCGACAAGACGUUCACGCGCUCCUCCAGCCUCAAGAAUCACUUGAGGCUCCACACGGGCGAGAGGCCGUACAACUGCGACGUGUGCGGUCGGGGCUUCAGCCGUUCGCAGAGCCUCAGGCUCCAUAAGCGGAAGCACCAGCUGCUGCAGGCGGAGGAGGACUCCUGCUUCAGCGUGGGAGACGAAGACAUAUUGGACGAUAAGUCCCGGAUCGGUGUGUGUAGUCCAACGGUCAAAUGUGAAGAGGAUUUAUUUCUAGAGAGCACACCUAGAUAGAGGUGUGGUUUCUAGAGGAGUCGCUUUCGACUGUAAAGCAGGGGUGCCGAGCUUGUGUUUUGCUGUGAGCCACGUUGUAGAAAAUCCACAGAAUAGAGAAAUCCUGUAAAACGUAUAUUAUUUAAGUCAAGUCAAAAUUGAUCAUUGUAUGUUCUAACACAGUUUUCUGAUUAAUAUUGCUUUUGUGGACUAUGGAUCAAGCACCAAAAUGCCUUCUUUUUUUUUUAUCCUAGGAGGCGGCCACUUGGUGUCCACUAAUGGACUUUUACUUCCCCAACUCGACGCGUCAAAAUAACUGACUAAAAUGGCGUCACUUGCCCUAAAAAUCUUUUUAAACAUAUACGUGUAAGUGUUGAAAGGUUAUACGAGGCAAAAUGUUAUUUUUUCCAAAUGUUUUUUAUUUUAUAUGGUUUCUCUGUUGCCAAUUUGAACCAAUCGGCUCCAUGAAAAUCAAGUGGCGGGCCGGACCUGACCCCCGGGCCUUGAGUUUGCUACCAGCUUGUUAGAUUGUAAAAAGGAAAACAUCCUCAAUAACAUUAACAUGAUGGUUUUAAUUCUUAAGGAAGAAAUAUUUAACUUGCAGCUUAACUAAAUAACACAAGUCACACAAGUCAAGCUACGUAUAUUCUGAGUGCGUACGUGAUUUAUACCCUUAUCCAAAUAUGACAUCUUUUAAGACUGCUAGUUUUAGGACAUUAGCAAGUGCUAUAAAUGGGAACAAAAAAAGUGAAAAUGCAACUUGAUCAUAUUCAUCCUAUGUCGGCCACAAAACAUUUUGUAUUAUUCUUAUGACAGUGUUGUACUCACAAAUGUGCUUGGUCUGCGUUGCCCUUCUCCAGAAAGUUGUACUAGAAUUUGAAAUCUAAAAAAACGCUCUGGAAAUAGAAUGAAAGUGUGUGAUUUUUUC